This is a messenger RNA of Apis mellifera (honey bee), 12210 nucleotides long. RefSeq lists its product as uncharacterized. The coding region runs from base 742 to 4470 and encodes 1242 amino acids. NCBI's taxonomy places the organism in Eukaryota, Metazoa, Arthropoda, Insecta, Hymenoptera, Apidae. Gene Ontology annotation, molecular function: signaling receptor activity. Gene Ontology annotation, biological process: nervous system development. The transcript is spliced from 17 exons. Gene Ontology annotation, cellular component: external side of plasma membrane; signaling receptor complex. The record is from RefSeq and is a predicted model, not a curated record.
GGGGCGGUGGUAGUCGCGCGGCCGUCGGUCUAACGCGGUGCGGUCGUCAUUGGGCGUCGGGACGCCGUGGCGACGCGGUCUCGGCUCGAAAGCACGCUCGGUUCGCGAGCACGCGCGCGCCAAGUGUGUUCGAAACGCGACACGAGGGCCGAGAGAGAGUAGUGCGCGACUUUUGCCGCAUCGUUUUCUGCAACCACGCUCACCACCCCGUCCUACCCGAGACUCCCAUUUUACACCCACGCGCGCUAGAAUCGUGUAUGUAGAAUCGCAAAAGGAAGAAGAGAGUUUGGUGCGGAUUUUCGUUUAGUUUCGACACCGUCCAGGUGUCGUGAUCCGCGUCGCGAGUGAUCGAUUCUUCUUCUUCUUCUUCUUCAUCCGCGAUCGGGUCGAAGAGGACGUUCGAGGUGCGUCGUACGCGAUUCACGUCACGCGAGUUGCCUCUUCGUGCCCCUCUUGAUAGUCAUGAGUCGGGAGUUUGGUCGGAUCGGUGGCAUUUCGUUUUGGGAAACGGCGAGAAAAGUGUUUCGAUAGAAUCUUCAAGAGUAAAGUGUGCGCGUUUUGUUUUUUUUUUUUUUUUUUUUUUUUUUUCGAGUAAGAAGGAAGAGGAGAAAGGUGGUAGGGAGAAGGAGAGAGGAGGAUCACCGGGUGGAAUCCGGUGUGGAUACAACGACGAGGGUUGGGCCCGGUUGGAUCGAGUCGAAGGUGGAGGAGACGUCGCACGAUGAGACGGACGACGAGAGAAUGUCGCGCGGACGCCGCGGGAUUCGUCUCAGUCGUCCGACUGGUCGGCCGGUGGCCGUUGAGAGCGUCGAAGAGGAACGCGUUCCGGAAAGGGUGAAGGGCAGCAGGCCGUCCUCGAUGGUGUGUCAUGAUCUGAUGGGACGAGUCAUGUCACGUGUCGUCGGGACGCUGCUCGCGCGCUCCACGCUGCUCACGAGCGUCGCCGCGGCCCUCGUCCUGCUCUUCUGCUGCUGCAGGUGCACUCGUGCCAGCGAGUUUCCGGAAAGAGAAUGUUGCGACCUGAUAUUCCCGAUCCCGGAACCGACCGGGAGAUCUACGUCCGCGCCCACACCAACGGGCAGAAGCGGACCCGACAUCAAAGUACCGGUUGCAAUACUGAACUGUCUUUACGCGCGUCAAUUGUGCUUCGAGGAUGCAUCCUGCAGCGCCAUUCUAGAGAUCAUACCGAGGGUCUGUGGUCCAGAACUGGUGGCUUGUUCGACGGUGACAGUGACAAAGUGUCAAGCGGCCCUGCACACUCUACAAGCUUUCCCUUUCUUCCGCCCAACGUGCCUCUGCAGGGAACCGCAUGUAGACCCGGAUUGUAACAGUUUCCAGAACUUCCUCUUCGACCACCCUUGCAUCUACGUCUUAAAGAAGGAUAAGGAUCCGUACUCCAUCGACGCGCUGCCGACCUGCAAUCAUGCGCUGAGCGUCUGUUUACGCGGCAAACCGUGCAGCCAGAUUUACGAGGACUUCAAAAGCAACUGCAAAGCGCGGGAGGGGAAAUGCAGGAUGGAGAACCGGAGCGCCUGCCACGAUUCCUGGACCCAGCUACGACUGUCACCGAUGUUCGGCUGCAUUUGUCCCAACAAUCACAUGAAAAGACGCUGCGACAGGAUUUUCUCGACGGUGAAUCACAAUCCCUGCGUUGAGUUCCUGCCCUCCUCCACCUCCAUAGACCUGUCGGGCACGGACUCGGCCCUGUAUCCGUUCGACCCGCAGCAGGAGAGCUACCAGGAGAUCUGGUUACCGCCGACCAGUAUGUACCCCUAUUUUCUGUUCCCCGGGGCCGCGCGCACCUCGUACUACGACCACGAGAGCACGUACGACGUCCAGGAGGCGGGACAGGGGCGUCAGCACGGCCACCGCCAUCAGCACGGUCGUCAUCAAGAAGCACCGGAGUUGCCUGGCAGGCCCGGUGUCCUCGUGGUCGAGACGUACGAUCCUCGUGCCGAUCGCGACGAGGACCGGCAGGAGGCUCGUGCUGGUACCGACGACGAGCAUCGGCCUCUGUACAGGGAGAAAGAUACGGAUGAUCGUGAAAUGGAGGGAUCUAAGAGCUUCUAUGAUCGCGGCUCUUCUUCUUCUUCUUCCUCUUCUUCUUUUUCUUCUUCUUCUUCAUCUUCCUCUUCUUCUUCUUCUUCUUCUUCUUCUUCUUCUUCUUCUUCUUCUUCUUCUUCUUCCACGUUGUCCAAGCAUGAUCGUGCCUCCAGCACAGUGCACCUGCAGCCAAGGCACUCCCAAAGCGAGCAUGACGCGCACCUGCACCAUCAUCACCAUCACCACCAGCACCACCAGCACCACCCCGCACCACCCGCACCACCGUCCGCCGCGACGUCGUCUUCGUCUUCGUCUUCGUCUUCGUCUUCGUCUUCUUCUUCGUCGUCGUCGUCGUCAUCGUCGUCGUCGUCGUGGUCGAGUUAUCCGCCACCGGCUCGUCCAACGCCUACCGUGGACGAGACUAAACGAAUCGAGGGGCCCGAGCUGGUGCAUCCGAAGAAAUUCGCACCGAGGCCCACCUACGAGCACCGGGCAAUCUUCGAUCGCGCCGACGACGACCUCGAUGACGAGUUGAGGAUCGGCGCGCUACCAGUCGACCGGCUCUUCGAUCUCCGCGAGGCCUUCGAAGGGUUCGUCGACCAAGUGAAGGUCAUCUCGCAUCCGGACAACUCGACCAGCUUCGAGGUGAUCGAGUCCCAGCUCGAGAAUCCGUUGAUCGACGCUGAUCACCACGAUCUGGUCGCCAUGAAGCAGAUACCUGUUCCCGGUGGACAUCAUCACAAAACGCAGCACAAGAGAAAUCAGACGGACGACCGUAAUCAGACGUCCGUGGUGUUGCCAUCCGCCUCCUCCGAUCUCGAUAAGAUACAACAACCGGUCAAGAUCGUGCUCUCGAGCACUUGCCACCAUGCCUAUAAUGCUUGCAAAAACGAUCCAGAGUGCAAGGUGCUUCUCGAGCCUGUGUUGAACCAUUGCGACUCGACGAGUUGCGCGAAGAACGAGUGCAUGGAAGCGUUGCAGAACUUCUACAAAUCCGCGAACUAUAAACACUCUGUCGAGAUCGCGUUCUGCCUGUGCAGGAAAACGGAUGGAAAGAAGGACGAGUGUAUAAUAGCGCAGGAAAAAAUGCAUCCUGCCUGCGCGCAGCGAGUGGAGGGCGCGGAAAUGCCGACGUGUCACAGUUUGGCGGAAGCUUGCAAGGAGCACGAAGCAUGCAGGGCGAAAUUGGAGUACUACGAGCAAAAUUGCGCGGUGGAUAGUGUGACAAAGAAGUGUGCCGGUCCAACUGCGGAGUGCAGGAAAGCGAUGCUGGGUAUCCUUGGCACGGAAUUGCGGUCGAACUGCGCGUGCAAGGGGACGGAGCUCACGCAACUUUACGACUGUCUGGGAUGGCAGAGGCUCCUCUGGGUCAAUCCUUGCGUGGUCGAGUCCCAGAAGGAUUACCACGCGAGGAGGAAACACCAUCAUUACCCGAGGACCACUACGACUACCGUCUUGUCAACGACCAAGUCGCCGGUUAGCACAACGACGGUCACAGCCGUGGUCGAGCAAGUAGAGGAUAAUCAAAUACCGGAAGUGACGAGGUGGACAACCACCGAACCCACGGAAACUUGGGAAAUCACCACCACUAGCAGCACCACCAUUAGUACCACACCCACCACCACCACCACCACCACCACGCCGCCUCGCUUCUGUGUGGUUCAAAGGCCGAGGCAGAGUCACCAAUACAUAAGGGAGGGCGAAGGAAAGAGGCUGUAUCGCGAGGAUGAGCCAGAAUGUUCCGAGUUGUGCCAAUGCGGCGAGGGCGAAGUUUUGAUCUGCAACACGAUCUGCGUGGAUUCAUCGCCCUGCAAGACGGACUUCGCCUUCUACAAUCACGAAGCACCGGCGUAUCAGGCGCAUCGCGGACCCUGCCUUUGCUAUAGCGGUCGUUUCAUAUGCAUGCGGCCAUCGCCCGACGCUUACUCUAUACCGCACGGAGUUUUCAUGUUCCUGGGCUACAGCGAAAAGGACGAGAGUUUGUUGCGACGGCAUAAUAAUCUCACCGUCCUGGACGCGGUGUCGUCCCUCGAUAACUUCAUGAGAGAAGAAGUUAACAAUCAGACAGUGUGCACGCUGUUCCUGUACAACGCGACCCGAGAGAACGUGAUUGCAGUGGCGCGUCUCGGGACUGACAAUCCACCCUUAAAUAGCAGCCAAGCUCAAAGUCUGCAGCACCUUCUGCGCGUCAAGGAGGAGUGCUUCUCGAUGCUGCAGGACCUCAGCGACAAGAUAAACAACAAGCACCACGAGGUCCACACGCACCCGUUACUGUCCAUCUUCAAGAUGGCCGAGGUCGAGGUCAAGUUGCCGUACAGCAACGAGGUCGGGUGUCUGUCGGGGUCGUCGAGCCUCCCGCUGGUCGCAAUACUCCUGCUGCUCACCCUGUUUCGAUUCGAGGCGUCCACGUGCCUGCUCGCCUCGUGACACCAACGGCCCGUCACACCCGAUCCCCGUCGAGACCACCGAAUAUUCUCGAACGCCUAGAAAACGCUGCAAUCGAGACGGCCCUCGAGAUCGAUCAUCAACGAAGUUCGCAAGUUCGUUCAACGGGGCUCUAAUCUUCGUGCCUCGUGGAUCAGGACGAGUAUCGAGAAGUUUUUGAGAAUCGAGUUGCCUCGAUUCGAGGAUUGCCUUUUUCUCCAUCUUCGCUUCCCCUCCUUUUGAUUGAUUUAAUUAAUCCUAUCGAUCCGUUUCUCAUCUCAACGAUUGAUUCCAAAUUGAAUCGAUUUCCGUUCUACAAUAUCAUCGUGGCUGGGAUCAAUUUUUGUCGCGCGAGAUCUUUAUUGCCGCGCAAUAACGCGGAUGGCAUCGACGAAACGGCCGUUCCGCGCGGCUACGUGGUCAAUAAUAAGACCGAUCCCAUAUGCAGGGAAUGGGCGUGGAUCCAAACACGUGGCUCCCUUUCAACCCCCUCGCUGCUGGAUCAGCGACGAUAUUGCAAGCCGGAUCCCGAAACGACCACGGUCAUUAGAAUCGCGCGAGGCAUUUUCUUUUUUCUCCGGAAGGAAUCGCCUCUCGGAUAAAAGGAGAGGUUUAAACGAGAAAUACGAUUAUAUACGUUCGAAAUAUUAUUCCCAUUUUAACACGAACCGAUGAAUUUUUGAAACUUUUUUUUGGAAAUUCUUCUCUCGAUUAUCGAACUUUUGCAAACAUUUUUCCCAUUUCCCUCGAGCCUUAAUUUUUUACGAAGCUAAGAACCGGAGACACGGGGAUCCUCGAACGAGCGCAACGCGUGUAUAAAGGAAGCACCUGUAGUGAGUCUGUAAAUGACAAGCGCUAAUUUACCGUGUAAUUAAAAUAAGCUAGCAGAAAAAAAACGCGAACGCUCCUCCUGUAUCGGACCAUUAGGUGUUUAUUAACAUGUUGUUCAGAGCUAAAUCUAAACGGGCGUUUCUGAGGCAUGGCGCAAGAGGCUCGAGUGUGUAGAUAAACUUGUAGAUUGUUAAAUAGACUUAAUAAAAAAGAGGAAAGGGAAAGGGAACGACGGCUGUUUCUCGCCGCGAGUUUUUUUUUCAUUUCCUGAAAUUAGAAUUAAAUUUAAAGAGGGAAAAAAAUGCAUAAAAAUCGAGGAAAAAUAAUCGUUUUUUCCAAAAACAAAAUUUUUUCAUCCAAAUUCGUGAAUGAAGAAGAGAAAGAGAGAAAAAAGAAUUUCGUGCCUAUCGUACAAUUGAUCGAGGAAUAACCCGAUCGAUUCGACUCGAUAUUUUUUAAUGGAUGAAACGCGAUAAUUUGAUCGUUUCGCAAAAUGGUGGCUGCUGAUGGGCGAGUAGCUGCGAGCGAGAGACAGCCGCUUUAAAACGGUCGAUUUGUCAGAGGAGAGGAGAGAAAGAAGAGGAAGGCGGAGAUAAACUUCUAAACAGGUUGCCGGAUGCACGACGUGUACAAACGACGCGAAAACGGACGGGUGGAAAAUUAUUCAAAACUUCUGGUUCCGCUCGUCGGCUCAAUUAUAAUCCCGGCCGAAUCGCGAUAUUUGAAAUUUUUCAAUAAAUUCAUUUUCAAAACUUUCAUCUGAAAAUUUCAUUUCGGUUUUAUUAAAAUUUCGACAAAAAAAAAAAAGAAUGGAUAACGCGAUUCUCCGCCCGAUCGAUGGAAAAGUUGUAAAAGUAUUUUUUUUUUUUCCAAAUUUUUAUUCCAACAUUUUCUUUUGAUGCAAAGAAACAAUUUUUCAGACGAUUUGAUUUAAUGGAAAAGUAUUAUUGUAUUUAUAUAUAUAUAUCCUGGAAAUAUUCAAUUGAAUAUUUCAAUUGAAAAAAAAAUUCAUUUUAUGAGAACGAUAUUCUGUAUUCAUCAAGUUAAAAAUUAAUUUAGAUGAAACAACAGUUACAGAUUCAUUCAUUCAGUUACAUGAAUUUGAAGAAGAUACACCAAUCUCCUGUAUAACGAAUAUUCAAUUUUGAUUUCGUUUAUCGAAUUUCCUUGAUCGAAUUUCCUAGUAGAAUUAUGCGACAAUUUUACAACGAUAUUUAAACAAAGUUUAAACAAUUUCAAAUCACUCGAAUAUACGUGAAUAUACGUACUAACUCGAAGACAAAAGAUUUCGAAAAUUGUCACGGAUCGAAAAAGCGGUUUAGUUUCCGCGUGGCAAGCCGGAAGCCGCGGCUCGAGUUUGAAAAGAAGAGUUUCAAAACCAGACGAUACGUUAAAGCGUGGGAAAGGAUUGCCGACGAGUGGAGUUAGGAACGGAGGAUGAAAAGAAACGACUCGAGAAUGGGAGAGAUUCGAAAAUUUAGCGUGGAAUUAAUUGUGCGUGCAUCCGCGCGCCUCUGUAAAAAGUGUGAACGUGGUUCAAGAAGAUUCCAGCUCGCGCUCGUCCGAAAAUAUAUAUCGUUCUAAUCUGGGAAAGAAGAAUUUUUUUUCUAUCUAUCGUGUACUUAAUCUUUAAAAAUCCUUUUAAAAAUAUCGAAAAAUCUUCACUCUUCUACUGACUUACAUUUUCCAUUCGAUUUAAUUCUUUUUUUUUUUACGUGUGAUUUCAUAAAUGAAUCAAUUUGUACAUUUUACAACAAUUGAUUCAUAUCAAAGAGAAAGAAUAAAUUCAAAAGUAAUAAUAAGAAACGAUUUAGUAAUAUCUCUGUUAAAUAUAUAUAUUUUCCAAAAUAUUUAUACGAAUGUGUUAUUCGAUAACGAUCAAAUAUUAAAUACGUUUGAAUUCCUAAUAUUAAUCCUUAAUUCAUUAAUCAAUGAAUGCACAGUACAAAAAAAGUAGAGCUCGACUAACUUGAUUUAUUUCAACGUCUCAAUUGUAUCGACGUACGUACACUUCAUAUCCUCUCCCUUAUAUUUUUCGGACACGUUCCCGGAAUUAUAAAGGAAAGCGCGGUCGCGAAAAACUUGGCGGAUCGCGUCCGUGCAAUUAGUCGAAUUUCAGGUAAAGGACGAACGUGAGCUGGAUCGAAUGGUACGUGACGUGGUUAUCGGCAAAGCAAUAAUGUAUAAAGUUUACGAUCCACGGGCACGUCGCUCAAAAACAGGGGUGUAGGUGAGGGGGGGUUUAACGGUUUAUAUAUCCGGGGCGAGAUGUAUAAAUUAUACACGUUAUACAUAACAAGCACGUAGGAAAAAAAAGAAAAACCCUAAUAAUAAAUGUAACAACGCGUAAAAUGUAUGUUAAUUUCGCGGCGAAAAUCACGAGAGAAGAAAACGAACGAAUCUCUUCUAAAUUCGAGGAAGAGAAAGAAUCGAAUAAGAGAUUUCGAGGCGAAUUUGGAAAAACGAACGAACGACAGAAUCGAAUAUGUGUGCGUGUGUGCGUGUAUGCGUGUACUUGUCCUUUGUUCCGAAGCACGGAAGACUUUGGUCGGCCGAUGGACGGCUGCUUACAAAGUACCUGUCCCACCGAUAAGGAAAGAUUCCAAGGUUCUCAGGCGGAUAAUGGAACGGUUGCACAAAUUUACGUUUGUACCUCGGGCACAGAAAUCGAAGCUGCACCAAACACGCACACCUUUGCGAUCGUUUCCGAGUUUCUACGCGAUUUACGUUCGGCACAAGUGUACAUAAAUUACCAGGCUCGCGUAUAUUCGGCAGCUUUCCACGCGGGGAUACAUUCGUGUGGCCUAACUCGUAUAUAUAUAUGUAUCGUUUAUAUUAUAUGUUUGCUUUCGAUGUUUCGUUUUUUUUUUUUUUUACGCACACUUCCGUGCUUCGUGGACAAGAUGGAUAAGAAUAAUCACGGUGUGUGUAUAACGAGGAAGAAAAAAAAAAUAGCGAAUUCUUAUGCCGGGUGUUUAAACGCAGAGGGAAGAGUUGGCGAGGAAUAAGUUGUUUCUUCCAAUAUAAGUUACGCUCGUGGGUCUUCGUAUGUAAUUGCCCGAUUCUACCUGCCACGAUACAUUGUCGAGAGUUUCGCAGUUUCAAACAUAUCUGUAUGAUGUAAGAUGUUACUCGUUUUAUCAACAGCACUUUGUACAAACGAUCACUUCUUCUUCUUUUUUUUUUUUUUUUUUUGUUAACUCGAAGAUACGAAGGCUCAUAUCUCGAAAUCAUACGAUUACGAGAAACGACGUUUCGUUGUUUUGAAGUUUCGAGGAAAGCUUCGAGUGCUUCGCGAAAAAAGAAGCGAUGGCAAUAAUUUACAGAACGCCAAGCGUACAAAAAAAAAAGAAAAUUAAUUAAAAGUAGAACGAGAUUGAUCGAGCAAAAGUUGUUUCAAAAACUCGUAUCGCGUCGCCUCGAAUGCGAGAACGACGAAAAACAAUUCGUGAAAAUACACGGUGGUUCCAAUCGAACAUAUCAAGGCCUCUUAGAAGGGGUCAGCCAAUAAGCGGUUUACUCUGGUUUCACGUAGUUUCAGUUUUUUCGAUGCUUUUUUCGACACGUGGGGACACGAAAAACGUGCAAAAAUGGCCCAUUCGCGAUCCGUUGCCAUUGCUCCAGGGAUUUCUUCGUGGUGGAUAAACAAUCUCUUCGAGACUUUUUGCUGAAGAAAAAAGAAAGAAAGAAAGAAAGAAAAGACUAUUUUGUUGAUCCUUUUCUCAUUUCGUCCAAUCGAAUGAAAUUCGGUUCGAAUCUUCGCCAACAAGUUAGCAAUCUUAUCGACCGAGCUCGUUCGAAAGCCUCCCUAGAUAUCUAGGGGAAAAACUCUGCGAGGAAGAAAUACCUGAACAUGGCAAUACUGUUACCGGCAAUCCCUACGUUUAAAAACUAAUCGCGGAUGUAUUUAUCGCGAGGCGAGAACGCUACAAAUGUGGCAGGGGUCAGAAAAUCGAUUUUCCACGUGUACAACAUACCGCGUGGUCCUCUCGUACUCGAUUCCUUAGGUAGUAAGUAAGCUCACUGAAAACGUUCCUGCUUUACCGACAGCGAGAAAUGUAUCGUCGUUCAGUAUUAACCCCCCGCUUUAGUAACUAGUUUCGUGAGAAAACUACCUCAUUCUUGAUACCGCGGCAGAAUUCUAGAUAUCGACCAAGGCUACGCCAAGCCUUACAGAUAUAUUUACCAUGUCAUCAGUUGUUAUACUGGUGAAGGAUAUUACAUUUUUCUUAGACAUUUUUAUUUAAUUGAUUAACAACUUUUACAAACACCGAUAUUUUCUCACUUAGAAUUUUCUAUCUUUUAUAAUCGAUAUAUCUCAAUUAUUUCUACCCUUAGAAAUAGUUAGACAAUUGUUUAAUUUUUCGAAUAGAAUAAUGAUGUCAAUUCGCGAAUAAGCCUCCUAUGAAGGGCGGUAAUUCCUCGAAGUUUUCCGUCGGUAAACCAGAACGGAAGCUCAACCUCUCCGACUACACACACUUAAACAAUUACUAAACGCGCGCAAUUAUACAUAUAUUACUGAUGUGCGUAUACAUAUAUAUAUAUAUGUAUGUACAUAUGUACAUACAUAUAUAUGUAUAUAUUUUAUUACUCGAAACGCACUCUGACCCCGGUCACGCGUGUAAUAUAAAACAUACGUAAUGUAAACUUAAGUAGCGCACCAUUCAAAAUGCUUGAUCCUUCCUAAACGACACACACGUAAAUCCUCGUACGGUCGCCAAGUUAUGGAGACCUCUCGUCUCGUAAGCAGACAUCUAGGUAUAUCGUUGUAUCUAUGUGCAUCGGUGAAAAAAGAUGAGUCGAUUACGUUUUUAUCGCUCGACAUGGAAUUUCAUUUAUUCUUUUAUUCUUUAAAUGUACGAUCAGUUGGAAAACAUGCUGAUAUCUCACGUACCAUUUUAUACGAACACAUUUAAAAUAUAACAAAUUAUAAUAUGGAGCAAUUUUAAUAGAAUUUCAAAAGGGAAAAUUUAUUCCUCAAAAUUUCAAUGCUUAUCUUUCUUUGAUACGAGAGAGAGAGAGAUGAAAUUUUAAGCUCGCAUAAAAAUAUAUAAAAGCUUUCGUUUCUGCGUUGCCAUAUUCCUAAAAAAAAAAAAAAAAAAAAAAAGUACAAAUCCAGCGCCAAAAUUGCAUUCAAAACGUGAAAAGGUGGCGAAACCUCAAAGGGAUCCGUAUCAUUUACCGAAUGAGAAUUUUAACGAGAUAACGUACGAAGAAUUUCGUGACUAAGUGACGAAAUAUAUAUCCGUCAAUGGAAUCGAUUCAUACUAUUAUUAUUCGAAAUACGAUGAUGUGGAAAAAAAAAAAAAGGAAAAAUUACGCCCACCUCGCGUGCGGCUCGCAUGACGGCGCCGCUUUCACCGCCGCGUGAAUACUUAACGAACUGGGAUGCUUACGAGACGCCUUUUAGGAGGUCACUUUAGAAGACGCAAAAGUGGGACGUCGCUUUCAGUAGAUCUCUCUCGGCUCGCACAUAGAACGGGAGAACAGAACGAGGAGAGGGGAUAAUAGAAACUAAGGGGAUGUAUCCCGGCUCCCCGCAAACACUCGAAACGUUCGCUGUACGUGUAUGUAAUUCGUGUGCACGCCGAUCGUAUGUAUGUGUGUGUGUGUGUGUGUGUGUGUCCACAUGAACGUAUGCGUGUGUGCCCGGAAAUUCUGUGUACCGGCCGCUUCUCUGCCUCGAUCCUCGAGACGGAGGAUGAAAGAUCGAUAGAUCAAUAAAUCCCCGAUCCCCUGUCAAUCGACGCGAUUGAUAUUCGAAAGAAGGAAUAAACGAAUGGACAUCCCUUUCGAUUCGUCCACUCAACAAUUCCUCCACUUUUCGAAGAGAAUUAACUUCAAACGAAUUAGAAUAUCAAUCGCUCUUUUUCAACGGAGGGGAAGGGAGGAGAGGGUGCGUCCUCGAGAUAAUUGUAAAUAAAACGGAAUAGAGGAUGAUUAUCAACAGCAACCCGGCUGGUAAUUCUAGUUACUAAUGGGCAAACGAUAAUGGCGAACGAUCCCGGGACGAAGAAGAUUUCACCAUUCUCGAUUAAACUGGAUGGAACUCGAUGUGGAUUUCGUUCAACCAAAUUAUCCAUUCGUCAAUCCCUCCCUCGAAAUUCUUAUUUUACUUUAAAAUAAAUAUAAGGGGAGGGGAUAGGAUAGGAACACCCCUUGAGUUCCAUAAUCAACGACAAACACCCCCUCUCUCUCGAGUGACCAGUCUAGUGCGACACCGAUGUAACGUUGAUUGUAUAUAUCUAUACAUAAGUAUACAUAUACAUAUAUAAAUAUAUACAUAUAUACAUACGAAUAUACAUAAUAUACAUAUGCAUAUACACGAAGGUGCGUACAGGUACCUAAAAAAAAAGAAAAAAAAAAAGAGAAAACUACCUAAAAAAAAAAAAAAGAAAGAAAAGAUCGACGGAUCAUCCUCGAGCGACCAUCUUCGUCUUCGAAUUCCGCCAUUACCUGCCCAGGUUCUCACACUUUCUCCAGGUUUCUCGAGCGGAUUCUCGAGCGAAUAUCGUCGCUCGAGGGAGGCGAAGAAAAGAGUUUAGAGAGAAAUACGUCGAGCAAAUAACGAAAGAAGAAAUUAGUGGAUUGAAAAACGACGAGACGACGACGACGACUAGGGAACGAAUAUUAAAGAGAUAAUAAAAAAGAAGAAAAAAAAGAUAAAAAAACGAUACAAUUGCGGAUGUACGAGAGUGUACGAUAGAUAGACGAGAGAAAGGGAGAGAGAGAGAGAGAAGAAAAGAGAGAAUAUCGAAUUGGAGGGUGUGUGAGCGUGCGAGUGGACGAUGCGAGCAAGAAGAAGCGCGAGUAUUUGUUAUAAUAUUAUUAUACGGACGACUAACGAGUUGCCGAGGCGUUGGUAAAUAAAUACGAAAGGGCUCCCCAAAGGAACCUCUGAAAUUAUAAAAA